Mizuhopecten yessoensis (Yesso scallop) is the source of this 3780-nucleotide messenger RNA. RefSeq names its product protein FAM13B-like. The record is from RefSeq and is a predicted model, not a curated record. Bases 282 to 3593 code for a protein of 1103 amino acids. Gene Ontology annotation, biological process: signal transduction. The transcript is spliced from 30 exons. NCBI's taxonomy places the organism in Eukaryota, Metazoa, Mollusca, Bivalvia, Pectinida, Pectinidae.
CAGGACAGGUCUUGACCUUGCGUUUGCUGAUUUGCAAAGUUACAAAUAUCUGUGCCUGUGGAUACCAACUGUCGGUUAUAGGCUGUGUAACAUUUACGUGAUUAUAACGAAUUUCAACAUUGAAGAUUUGGUGGCAAAGUGUCUGGAUUUAUUGAUUGGUCUGGAUGUUGGGACUACGCAUACUGUCCUGUAGGUCACUGAAGCAGCCAUAACUAGUCAGCCUUCUCUUCUCCUGUACACAAGUAACACCAACACGAGCCAAUGUUCAAGUAUAGAAGGAAAUGAAACUACACACUGACUCAAGAGGAUACCAACAGAACCCCAUGAAAACAAUAUCUGACAUAACAAACAUGACUAACAGACUUAACACAGAUGGUUCUAUGGAUAAGGUCAGAAAGUUGCUGCAAAGUCCCGGGUCAAGGAGGAAAAUCAUACCAAAUGCCCGGAAAACAUUUGGAGUUCCCCUGGAUGAGCUUGUCCAGCAAGCUCCCACGGGAUCCACUGUGCCAUUCUUGGUGACCCGAUUGUGUGAGCACAUCCAGAGCAAAGGCUUCGAUCAUGAGGGUAUUUUCCGCAUCAAUGGAAGUGCCCGUAUCGUGGAGAAGCUUCGCGCAAGUUUUGAUACUCAUGGAAACGCUGACCUGGAGGAGGACAAUGACAUCAUGGCCAUCGCAGGCCUGCUGAAGCUGUUCCUCCGCGAGUUCCCAGACCCUGUUAUACCCUCCUCACUUACCAAGCAGUUUGUCAGCAUACAGGAAGCUUGUAUGAACGACACCUCUGCCUGCAUCUACAAAUUGAAGAUGGCCGUCAUAAACUUGCCCAAGGACAACUACAAUCUUCUGAAGUACCUGACGAGUUUCCUGGUGGUGGUGGCCUCCCACGAGAGACAAAACAAGAUGAGUCCCAUGGCCUUGGCCAUUGUGUUCGGGCCUAAUCUAUUCAAGUGUGGAAUGGGUGUGGUCGGUUUGAAAGACCAAGGCACGGUCAACCAGAUUGUUUACAAAUUUAUCUUCCAUUACAAUGCCAUAUUUAAGCUGGAGCAUGAGAACUCACCGGAGGAAUUCUGGCUGCAAAGAAGAAAACAGAAAACUCCCCCUCCACGCCCACCCCCUCCCAAGCUUCAGGUCGUGGACGUAGAGGCGCGACCCGUGGCCACUCCCAGGAAGUCAAAACUGGACUAUGACAGUACCCAGUACCAGGACAACGACGACUGGGACCACAGUGAGGGCUCAUCCUCAACCAACCUCAGGCCCGUAAGCCCACGCUUCAGCGACGACGAACUGGUGGCCGGACGUGCAUCACCUUUCAUCCUGGACAGUGAUGGUGGAUACAGUAUGAUUGAAUCCCCUAUUCCCUCAGCCAGGACAUCAGAGACGGUAGAAAAGGUGAUCACACAGACCAUCACAGACACACUGUUUGGUGACGAGGACCGAUCAUUUGUUCGGGACAGUCUGGAAUUCCAGCGGGAGGCAAACACAGAGGAAGAUACAGCGACGGACACGUCUAUUGGCCAGACAGGGGGUGUAGGAAUGGACACCCAGGAGGACUCGAGCGGUAACAGUAGGAUGGAUGACGAUGUCGUUCCCGCUGUCCGGGACAGGAUCAAACAGUUUGAGGACAGACCAUCGGAGGGUUCCGCUACAACCAAGGUCGGCAAACAGAGGCCCAGCUCUUCUGCUUUUAGCUUCUUUGAAGGGAAGGGGAUCAUCAUCACACAGCAGAAACCCAAUUAUACUGGUAAUGAAGAAGCUGGAGAUGGAAAAGAAAACAGUGACACAGCAAUGAGGGGCACUCAGGACAAAGAAGAUGACUUUGAAACUGUGAGCAGAAGAAACUCGGGAACAUUAUCAAGCUUUAAGAGGCCUGCUGGACCUGCAAACAGACGCUCACCGACCCGAAAGCACCGUGCCAGCUUGGAGGAAGUGAACUUUGACGAGGAUGUUGAUCAGCUGCUACAGGACACUGGAGCUAAAAUGGUGAUUGAGACCAUCCCAGACAACUCCACUCAGAAUGCUGCGGCCUACACACAGGAGGCGGCCCUGAUCAACGGGGGCAUUCCCAAACCUCGUGUAGCCUUCCUGGAACUGGCAGCAACGGAGAUUCGGCGCAAUGGUGGCUCUCCCAACAGAUCUCCCAACGACUCUCCAUCCAGCAGCAGGAAGCCAUUCAUUCCUCCGCUCGACCUGUCCACACUCCACCAACAUGUUGACAGCUCUGAUGCUAUCCUGGCCAAUAAGGCACAGUCAGUGUCGUACCUGCGUGCCGACUCACAGCUCAAUGGUGAUGACAUCAUCGACACCCAGGCCGUCAUCUCUCCGCGCUCAGGCAAACUCAACAAACGCAAGUCAGAUGUGCCUGACAAUCAUUACGCCGACCUGGAAGCCCAGCUUUCUCCGAGCGCUUGUCAAACUGGUCUUUCCACGAGUAUUGCUAACACGGACAUUCCACCGUCACCUCCUGUUGGCCAGGACCAGUACAAAAAACACAGUACUGGCAGUGCAGAUGAUGAAUACACAGUCAAACUUAGAAUGUACACCAAGAAGAUCCAAGGUCUGAAAAAGAAAAUUCGGCAUUAUGAGGAGACGUUUGAAAGAGAUAAUGGCUUCAAGCCAUCCCACGUUGACAAAACGAACAAACCAGAGGUGAAGAGAUGGAUGGGCGACAUCACAAAGGCCAAGAAAGAGAUCAAAAAGCUGAAGGAGGAGGCGGAGAUGGGCAGUAGGAGUCGACACGGGAGCGGUACAUCGUCUAGUGGUGAGAGAGGCGAGCCCCCAGACCUUCCUCCCACCAUGGAGCAGACUCUUCUGGUCAUCCUACAGAAAUUGGAAGAAAAACGCAAAGAUAUCCGGCGACCAGAGGAUGUCAAUAUUAUGAGCCGAGAACAAGUACAGGAUGAGAAGCUGUCGGUGCAGAAAGCUUUAUUACACUUUGAAAGUAUUCACGGCCGACCUCGAACAAAAGAUGAUAAAGACCUGAUGCGGCCACUGUAUGAUAGAUACAGGACCAUAAAACGUCUACUCAUAAAACCGUCUUCGCCCAGGGAUAAGGGUGAGCUGCAGACUGUGCCGGAGGACCAACCAUUUGAACUCGACCCUGCUGAUGCCCGAUCUUCCAAGUUUAUAAAUCCUGUCCAUGUGCCGACGGCCGACAAUGACGAGGACGAGGAAGGUGGCGGCCUAGAGGUACUAGGUACCAUGGACUUCGCUGUCACUCGUGAUUUCUCCAUCCUAAGGGAUCCAUUACGACCGACAAACAACGCUAAUGAGAAAAGAAACGGACAUUCCCCAAAAGUGAAAAGAAAACUCGACCUCUCGGACGAAGAUAUCAUUUCUAAAAGUGCAGAAUCAAAUCUUCAUGAAAUGUCUGUCCCAGAACUUCAAGACGAGCUGCUUUGGUCCCGAGGGGAGAAAAAACGAUUAAGAAGAUUACUCAGGAAUUUUGAAGAGGAAUUUUUAAAGAAAAAUGACAGAAAAGUCCAGAGGGAGGACAGAAUUCCCUUGCAAUCAGAAUAUCAAGGUUACAAGCAAACAAAGGCCAGAUUAAAGUUAUUGGAAGCACUGAUAUCUAAAUAUCAACAGUCAUCAGAUGCGUAGUUUUUAGUGUUAUCUCCCUUGUUCAUGUGAUAAAACAUUGUAGUGCGUAUUCCACAUGUUGCUGACACGACUGUUUCCUCUGAACUGGUGGACUAGUACUAAACCUAACACAGCUGCUGUCUCUGGACUUGUACAGACUUGUUAACAGAUGUGUAGGUUUUGGAGUUAUCUCCCUUGUUCAUGUUAU